This is a messenger RNA of Alternaria hordeiaustralica, 678 nucleotides long. RefSeq lists its product as uncharacterized. NCBI's taxonomy places the organism in Eukaryota, Fungi, Ascomycota, Dothideomycetes, Pleosporales, Pleosporaceae. The transcript has 3 exons. The record is from RefSeq and is a predicted model, not a curated record. The coding region runs from base 1 to 678 and encodes 225 amino acids.
AUGGCGCCUCAUGGCCCUCGACCAGCCGACCUAGCAUUGAAAGAGGCGCGCGAAGCUCAGCGCAGGCCUACACUCCCAUCGGCAAGCAGAGGCGACCGUAUCCAAGACACAUACUCAGCAUACGACGACUUUCCAUGGCAGAAGAUCGAGGAAUUUCUCAGAGUCAAAUGGCCCAAGUGGGAUUUUAAGCCGCAGAGGUUCAACGACAAGUGGGUUUUCGAGGUGCCUGAGGAACUAACGGAGACCUUCAAGAUGGCGUGUGCUAUGUCAGUGGAAUUCCAGAAGUCCUACAGUAAGAGCAGCGACUAUCCACAAAAUCUCAUGCCUAACGAAAUCCUCUCGAAUCAAAACAAGCUCGCUUCUUACAAGAGCCUUCUCGAUGUUGUCGAGCAUGAUCUGUGUCUCACGGAUAAGCACGAUAAUGUUGACGAUACUUUCGAGAUUCCAGUGAUCGACAUAGGCACUGCUGAUGGAAAAGGUUUGUUAAGACUUCCUCUGUUCGAAGAAAUGCUAAUUGAAGCAGCACGCAUGAAGCGGAACUUACAUAACCCAGGUAAAGUCACGGAAUGGCUCGGGGUGGAGAUCGUGCAAGACACAGUCAAUCCCAUCGUACAACAGGUUGUGGCUCGAAAACGAGACCCACGGUGCAGAUUCAUGUAUGCUCUAGCUCUCUUCUAA